Messenger RNA from Aegilops tauschii subsp. strangulata, 1708 nucleotides. RefSeq lists its product as uncharacterized. Gene Ontology annotation, molecular function: hydrolase activity. NCBI's taxonomy places the organism in Eukaryota, Viridiplantae, Streptophyta, Magnoliopsida, Poales, Poaceae. The record is from RefSeq and is a predicted model, not a curated record.
GGUGAAUGCGUUGUUCUUGCGAAAUGCACACGGCAAAAUUCAAUGGCCACAAUGCUUCUCUUCUCUAUCCAAUGCUGACGUGUGCUGAGUGUAUACUGCACCUUAUGAGCAUGGCUAAUACUCCCUCCGUUCCGAAUUACUUGCCGCAGGUAUGGAUGUAUCUAGAUGUAUUUUAGUUCUAGAUACAUCUAUUUCUGCGACGAGUAAUUUGGAACGGAGGGAGUAGUAAGGUGCUAUGUCAUCUAUAGUCAUUGAUAAAGUAGUGUUAACUACUAGACUGUUUCCUUAAAAGCUCACAGUGCUUUAAGAAAAGUAGCGUGCAUGACCUACUUUAUCAAUUGAGUAAGUUUCAGAAACUAAACCUUAAAGCUCACAGUGCCCUCAUACGGAAUCCAACUACUUUGUUGAUUGCGAUGCAAUAGGGCAGCUGGCACGGCUGGGCUGGUGCGAGCUUCCACAGCUUUGUGCCCGUGCGAAUUUUUGUUUUUGUGGGGAGAAAUAGCUGCCGCUGUGUCAAACCAAAGGAGACAGUCUAGGAUGCCCAGAAGAUAUUUAUGGAUAGAAUAUUACACGUGUCUGGACUCGGUGCAAGAAUUUUAUUGAUUCUUCCAAUAAUUUUCUUCAGUGGAAGCAGGCAUCUUGGUUGGUCCACCACAAACACGAGCUUAACCGUGCAACGCAUAUGGAUAAGCACGAGCAAGACAUGCAUAUGCAUGUAUGUAGGCUGCGUGAAAGCUCUACUGCUCUUAACCGUGCAUGGGUUCUUUAGAAAUAGCCAUUUCUCGGCCAGACAUGCAUUAUCAUUCAUUGGUUGACCGAUCUGGAAAACCACAAUCCACAUUGGUUGCCGCACUAGCAUGUUUUGGGUACUUCGGUGCUGAUUAAUUGGAUGUAUAGAAUCGACUGGCACCUCACCAGUGGCGUCCAGCCGAGGUAGGCCCGAGACGUGGACGGUGGAUAGCCAGCCUCUCUCCCCGCUCUAUAAAUCACGGGCACACCAAGCUUCCCUUCCAAAGCAGAACAAGCGCGGAUCUGAGAGCAGAUGAACUCGAGGUAUUUCGUUGAGUGAGAUCAUCACCAUGUCGUGCUGCGGAGGCAGCUGCGAGUGCGGCAGCGGCUGCGGGGGGGCUCGAUGUGGGGGACGAUUCAUUGACUCAUUGUACGGCCAUGAUGACAUCCACGGCCUGGAUUACUGGGCUAAGAAGUGCGCGGAUUAUUUGUUGUCAGAGCCACCUGAUAUGAGCAGGAUGGAGAGCUCAGGGACGACUGCUCGCAGGAGAGCCGCUCAUUUAAAAAUCCUGCUCUUGCAUGGAGACGAUGAUCCUCAAGUACCAUACGAAACCAGUAUAUGGUACGCUAAGUUUCUGCGAACCUCAGGCUUUUCAGUGGAUUUUAGAACCUUCAACAGACUGCAGCAUUUUUGGACAUACCGUGAGAUGGAUUAUGUCAAGCAGUGGCUCCGCCCUAGGAUCACAGUGCCCAGAAUCACAGUGCCCAGACGCCAUGGAAGGCUGUAGUUUAGUACUCCCUCUGUAAAGAAAUAUAAGAUCGUUUAGAUUACUAAUAAAGUGAUCUAAACAAUCUGAAAGGCUGUAGCUUAGUAGUAAAAGUCGUACCACCAUUACUAGUAUAGUAAGUACUAAAGAGGAUGGCAGUAUUGUAUGGCAGUAAGUACUAAAGAGGAUGAACAAUUGCAAUUUCCAGUGAA